Molecule: messenger RNA, 2178 nt
Organism: Laetiporus sulphureus 93-53
Lineage: Eukaryota; Fungi; Basidiomycota; Agaricomycetes; Polyporales; Laetiporaceae
Exons: 6
Coding region: 1-2178 (725 amino acids)
Source: RefSeq, a predicted model, not a curated record
AUGAAUCCGUCAGGAAGCAGCAGACAAGGUGAAGCCAGCACUCAUGCGGGCUUAUCCAAAGUAGCACGCAAAACAGGCACUCCUCAUAGCGCCGAUGCACCUUCAAAUGACGGACAUCGUCCCAACACUUCGAGGAAGGUGGCCACCCGGAGUGGCCCUCCAUCUCACUCGGCGCCGGCGCGCGCAGUCGCGCCACAGCCCACUCGUCGGACUGUUGCAAAAUCCACGUCUCGCGUAGUAAACGCGCAUGCUCAAAAUCCGCCUUCAAACGCGCCUAUGAGGCAGCACGCGGCUCCUCGUCUAACGGCUACAAAACAGGUCCCCGUCGGACGUGGUGAGGAUAGGUUCAGGGCGCCUUCUGCGCAUGUCCCGCCAUCACGCUUGCAUGUGGACCUCACCACGAAGUCCUCGCCGUUGCGGCCGCCAUGGACGACGCAAGAUGAGGCCCGCCCAUCAUCCAUUGGCCACGGCUCUCGUGCACAGAAUGGCUUUGCCGGACGGUCCACCGCGCCGCGAAUGAUGGCGUCCGCUGCCAUCAGACGGCCAGAUGUAGCAGCUGCACCGUUAGGACUGCAUGCGAGGGACCAUGGCCACACGUUCGACCGAACUUCCGGGGAAGACGCCUUUUACUUGGAACGAGGCCUUGUAUUACGCCGGUUGGGUGGUCUCGGCGCAGAAAUCCAACGUGAUCAAUCGGCAAUAGAGUCACCGCAUCCGAUGGAACACCGUGCGGGACCGUCGGCUUUGAGAACCGACAGGCCGGAAAGGCAGUUUGGAAGGAAAUCUAGCGGGUUUCCCAAAAAAGCACGGAAGAAAGUCAUUGACGAAAACCAGGAAGAAAUUCCGGAUACUUCGGAUUCAGAAAGUGAGGAAAGUGAAUCGGAGGACAUUGAGCAGCUGACGGCUGCCCUCGAUGCCCUCACCUUACCUACGACACGGAUGAAAGAGUAUCGACAGCUACCAUUCCUCUUGCGAAACCUCCGCAAAGGCUUCAGGCAUCGUUGCCAAUUGCUAGGAGUGAAGAUGGAGCCGAAGACUACCCCGGAAGCUCCCAUAGGCGUAUUGUAUAGGUAUAAUUUGGAUGAUGACGAUAACACUGUAACGUCAGCAGACUCAGGAGAGUACGACUACGAAGAGUGGCAGGGGCAUAUGCUGCAGUGGGAUUGCCCAUUAUGCCAGCUACAUCCGUCCUUUGAUACCCGAGAGAUGUUACGGUUCCAUCUUCAAUGCGAUCAUGCCGAGGUUCAAGUUCUGUGGAGAGGAAUCGAGCGGAAUGGCAAACAAACAUGGCAGAUUGUGCUCACCGUGUCAGAUAUCGAUGACAAUGUUUCAUCUGAAGAUGAGGAAGAUGAUGAAAGCGACUUGGAUAGCCAAGUUCCUGGACAGGUGCCUCUCAAAAAAGAAGACGAAGAGGACGAACUCGAUGAACUACGUUCAACUCCGUCGCGGACGCCACGUCCAACGCCGUCGUCAGCUGCGGAUGUGGAUGAGGUGGAUGAGGCACUCCGCAUGUCUGGUUCAGCCCCGGUUGCGUCUCCUCCGCCUAUGAUCCAGCCAGAGUUGCUCUCUCCUGAACCCCCGGUGUUCAUUCCCAAGAAAUUCCGGGCAGAAUCGCCCACUCCAGCCACCGCGCCUCGAGCGGGAAGAAUUGCACAGCCAUCGAGAGGCUCGCUGCCAGAGCGUUACCCGACUCCUCCCCCGCCUGACGACCUGCUGGGUCCGUCCGCUCAGUAUCCAUAUCUCCCGGAUGGGGCGAAUGCCGAGGAGUACUACUCUUGUAGGCCAGGAGGGCCACGAAUAUACGAUCUCCUGAACGCAUUGUCGCUUGAGCCGUUCGGGGUGCUCUCGUGGGUUAUCGUGGAUAGGGAGGAAGAGCUCUUUGAGAUGGAUGAUAUUCGGGAUGAGGACAAAGUGAUGAUGGCUCUUUGGAACAGGUGGAUCAUGCUAAACAGGACUAAGUUCAUCAUGGAACCUUACCGCAAUAGCAUCAUUAAGUUCGUCGAUCAAUACUGGCGAAUGAUCCACCGCGCUGCAGGGUGGGCCGCGCUCCGAGCUUUCCUCCUUAUGCUGGCUAGCAACAGGUUCCUCAAGGCGUCGGAGAUCGUCGAAAUUCUGAAACACUACGAAACUUACACGGGGAUGGAUCAGUGGUACAAAGAUCAUGACGCUGAGGCUUGA